This is a messenger RNA of Neospora caninum, 1011 nucleotides long. Its product is annotated as Solute carrier family 25 (Mitochondrial carrier,dicarboxylate transporter), member 10, related. Gene Ontology annotation, biological process: transmembrane transport. Gene Ontology annotation, molecular function: oxoglutarate:malate antiporter activity. The coding region runs from base 1 to 1011 and encodes 336 amino acids. The transcript is spliced from 6 exons. The record is from RefSeq and is a predicted model, not a curated record. NCBI's taxonomy places the organism in Eukaryota, Apicomplexa, Conoidasida, Eucoccidiorida, Sarcocystidae.
AUGCCAGCCGCGUCCUCGCCAGCCCAUGCCGUCAAGAAAACGGACACAUUCAUGAAACGCGCCCAACCGUUCGCAGUCGGCGGUCUCUCAGGAUGCAUUGCGACGACGUGUGUACAGCCAAUUGAUAUGAUCAAGGUGCGCAUUCAGCUUGCGGGCGAGGCCGGAGGUUCAACGAACCCGUUUGCGGUCUUCCGGAACAUCACCAAGAACGAAGGAAUCACCGGCCUCUACAAAGGCCUCGACGCUGGAUUGAUCCGCCAGCUCACGUACAGCACGGCUCGUCUGGGGCUCUUUCGCAUCAUCAGCGAUGAGAUGCGCCAAACUGGGCCGAAAGACAAGAACGGCGUCGCUCCGCCUUUACCGCUGUGGAAGAAAGCCGUUGCAGGCCUCGCUGCAGGCGGUCUUGGCAGCUUUUUCGGCAAUCCCGCAGACCUUGCUCUCAUUCGUCUCCAGGCGGAUGCAACACUUCCUCCCGAGCAGCGUCGAAACUACACCGGCGUCUUGAAUGCGAUUGGCCGCAUUGUAAAAGAGGAAGGCCUUUUUGGACUCUGGCGAGGCAGCACGCCGACAGUCCUAAGAGCCAUGGCUCUGAAUAUGGGCAUGCUCGCGUCGAACGAUCAGGCGAAAGAGUUACUGGAACCCUCGUUCGGAAAAGGAUGGACGACAACACUUGGGGCAAGUGCGAUAUCAGGUUUCUUUGCUGUAACCUUUUCUUUGCCGUUCGACUUCAUAAAGACGAGGAUGCAGAAGAUGCGUCGAGACCCGGUGACCGGCGAGUUGCCUUACAAGAAUUUCUGUGAUGCCGUCAUCAAAAUCACCCGACGUGAAGGCAUCAUGUCACUCUACACUGGUUACCCCACCUACUACGUACGUAUCGCUCCGCAUGCAAUGAUUACGUUGAUUUCGAUGGAGUACCUGAACAAGAUGUGGAACAGUCCGCAUAGCGUGGAUCGUAUGAACGAGGCGCCAAAGGUCUACAGACGCGCUACCACCGUCAACGGUGGGACCUGA